Messenger RNA from Hordeum vulgare subsp. vulgare (domesticated barley), 979 nucleotides. RefSeq names its product protein TIFY 11b-like. The transcript has a single exon. Gene Ontology annotation, cellular component: nucleus. The coding region runs from base 205 to 759 and encodes 184 amino acids. NCBI's taxonomy places the organism in Eukaryota, Viridiplantae, Streptophyta, Magnoliopsida, Poales, Poaceae. Gene Ontology annotation, biological process: response to wounding; regulation of jasmonic acid mediated signaling pathway; regulation of defense response. The record is from RefSeq and is a predicted model, not a curated record.
CAGAGAGAGGCCAUGGACGCGACCCUGCGUGCUUCUCCCUCCCUUCCGCCGAGACCACCCACCCCCCUAUAUAACCGCCCUCCCCCCGCCAGACCUCACAUCCCACACCCCGCAGCCAUCCGUUCACAGAGCCACCACAGCCACACCACCGCAACUCCACCAUCGUCAACGAGGAGCAGUGCGUAGCGACAAGUGCUGUUUGCCAUGGCAGCGAUGGAGAGCAAGAGCAGGAGGUUCGCGCUGGCGUGCGGCGUGCUCAGCCAGUACGUCAAGGCGGAGCAGAAGAUGUCGUCCGCCGCCGCCCCGCGCGCCCCGCCGCCCGCCACCACGCUCAGCCUCAUGCCCGGCGCCGACGUCGAACACGCGGCGGCGGCCGCCGCCGCUGAGGAGGCCGGUCCCGCCACGGCCACGGCGACCCCGCUGACCAUCUUCUACGGCGGCAGGGUGGUCGUCUUCGAGGACUUCCCGGCUGACAAGGCGGCCGAGGUCAUGCGCAUGGCCGCCACCGCCGGCGUCGAGCGCGCGGCGGUCGCCCCCGCCCCGGCCACGGCGCCGGCGCUCGCGGACCUGCCCAUCAUGCGCAAGGCGUCGCUGCAGAGGUUCUUCGAGAAGCGCAAGGACCGCCUCGGCGCGCGCGCGCCCUACGCCCGCCCCGCGCCGGCCAACAAGGACUCGGAGGAGAAGUCGGCGUCGGCGUCGGCGUCGUCGUCGUCCUCGUGGCUCGGGCUGGCCAGCGCCGACGGCGCCUUCGCCCUCUGAUCCCGGGUCCCUCGGGCGGAGCAAGACGGCUUGCUCGCCCCAAGAGAUCGUUUGUAGAGCGCCUUUUAAUGUAAUUCUUUGGAUAAAAAUUCGAUAGUAGGUAAAGGAAGAAAGAAAGGAAGAUUGAGAUCAUAGCAGUAAGCCUUUUUUGUUUGCUUGGUUGACGAUUCUUUUCGAUUAAUAACUUGCAAUAAAGAUUAAAGACAAUCGCUUCAAACGA